AUGGCUGGUGGCCACUGUGUUGGAUAGCAGAGCUCUAGAUCAACAAAACCAGCACCAGUUACUUAGAACAGGUUUUAGAACAGCUGCAGCAACAAUGUGAUAUGUGAGGGAUGAAUGGCAGUAGGAAGAUCAGUGGUCUGUGGUGAGGACAGAGCAAGGGUCGUGUUCAGAUGGAGUGGGAGGCCUUGUGAACAAGGGAAGGGAGCAUCUAGGGGCUGAGGAAGGAGGUACUGGCCUUGGGGAUGUCAGUGGGACUUGUGGCUGGAGAUCGCACCAAGCCCCAGAUGGUGGACUGCACUUGGAGUAACAUGAACUGAACCUAGUGUGAUUUACUGCAGCAAUGGAGAACAAGGGCUCUGCCCCUAGGCCACCUCACUUUGGACACUUUGCUCUGACUUAUCCAAGUUUGAGGCAUUUAGUUGUGGCUCGGCAAAUAUAUAUCUGAUACCUGCUGUCUGCCAAGCCCUGUGCUGGGCAGUGAGACACAGUGGGGAGCAAGAUGUGGUUUGUGUCACAUGAACCCAAACCUAACGUCCAGGAACUCCACCCGCCCUGCCUGUGUAGGAAGUUGUGAGCCUCUCUUUCCCCCUGCCCUAGGUUAGUAUGUAUGUGAGCAUGCAUGCACUUGGCAUUACCUGCUCAUAAAGCUUCCUGCUGCCCCAGGACUGGGGUAGGAUGCAGGGGCCCUUGGUUGACCUCAAGUAGACAGCCUCUGCCUCUGACUGAGCCCCCAGGACCACUGGCUGACCACGAGAGAUGAAGAAUGGCGUCUAAGGGGACUGGCAUGUCUUUCUCCCGUAAGAGCUAUAGGUUGAACUCAGAUGCUGAGAAACCCAAGGUCACAGGCAUCGUGCAUGAGAAGCUACUAAAUGAUUACCUGCACCGCAUCUUCUCUCCUGGCCACACACCCUCCACAGCCACCAGCAGGAAACCUCUGAACUUCCAGAAUCUCCCAGAGCAUCUGGACCAGCUGCUACAGGUGGACAGUGAGGAUGAAGAGAGCCAGGGACAGGUUGAAGGGCGGCUUGGCCCAUCCACUGUGGUCCUGGACCACACGAGUGGCUUUGAGGGCCUUCUCCUGGUGGAUGAUGACCUCCUGGGGGUGAUCGGACACAGCAACUUUGGAACUAUCCGCUCCACCACAUGUGUGUACAAAGGAAAAUGGGUCUACGAGGUGCUCAUCUCCUCCCAGGGACUCAUGCAGAUCGGCUGGUGCACCAUCAACUGCCGCUUCAAUCAGGAGGAGGGGGUUGGAGACACACACAACUCCUACGCCUAUGAUGGCAACCGAGUGCGCAAGUGGAAUGUGACCACGACAAACUAUGGCAAGGCGUGGGCAGCGGGGGACAUCGUGAGCUGUCUCAUCGACUUGGAUGAUGGUACUCUGUCCUUCUGCCUGAAUGGUGUGUCACUGGGCACCGCCUUUGAGAAUCUGUCCAGGGGCCUGGGCAUGGCCUACUUCCCAGCCAUCAGCCUCUCCUUCAAGGAGUCUGUGGCCUUCAACUUUGGCAGCCGCCCCCUGCGCUACCCAGUGGCGGGCUACCGGCCCCUGCAGGACCCACCACGGGCUGACCUGGUGCAGGCACAGAGGUUGCUGGGCUGCUUCCGGGCAGUGCUCUGCGUGGAGCUGGAUCCUGUGGAAGGGCUGCUGGUUGAGAAGGAGAGCUCCAAGUGGCAGUUACAGGGCCAGCCCACCGUUCUCCUCACCCUCGCCCACAUCUUCCACCGCUUCGCACCACUCCUGCGCAAGGUGUACCUGGUGGAAGCUGUGCUCAUGAGCUUCCUGCUGGGCGUCGUGGAGGCAGCCACCCCGACCCAGGCACAGACUGUGGUGCACCAGGUCCUGGACCUCCUGUGGCUCUUCAUGGAGGACUAUGAGGUACAGGAUUGCCUCAAGCAGCUGAUGAUGUCCCUGCUGCGGCUGUACCGGUUCUCACCCAUCGUCCCAGACCUGGGCUUGCAGAUCCACUACCUGCGGCUCACUAUUGCCAUCCUGAGGCAUCAGAAGUCCCGCAAGUUUCUCCUUAGCAACGUCCUCUUCGACGUGCUCCGGGCCGUUGUCUUCUUUUACAUCAAGAGCCCCCUGCGUGUGGAGGAGGCCGGCCUGCAGGAACUCAUCCCCACCACCUGGUGGCCCCACCACUUCAGCAGGGAGGGCAAAGAGAGCCAAGAGGCGAAAGAGGAGACCGCGGAGGAGCGGCUCCGGCGGCGUGCCUAUGAGCGGGGCUGCCAGCGGCUCAAGAAGCGCAUUGGAGUGGUGGAAGAACUACAGGUUCAGAUCCUGAAGCUGCUGUUGGACAAUAAAGACGACAAUGGGGGUGAAGCUUCUAGGUACAUCUUCCUGACAAAGUUCCGAAAGUUUCUACAGGAGAACGCCAGUGGCCGGGGGAACAUGCCUAUGCUCUGCCCCCCGGAGUACAUGGUCUGCUUCCUGCACCGGCUCAUCUCCACCCUGCGCUACUACUGGGAUGAAUACAAGGCUUCACAUCCCCGCGCUUCCUUCAGUGAGGAGGCCUACAUCCCACCCCAGAUCUUCUACAACGGCAAGGUGGACUACUUCGACCUGCAGCGCCUUGGGGGUCUCCUCUCGCACCUCCGGAAGACCCUCAAAGAUGACCUUGCCUCCAAGGCCAACAUCCUGAUUGACCCACUGGAGCUCCAGGCGGCCACCAUGGAUGACCUAGACGAGGAUGAGGAACCAGCCCCAACUGCAGCCCAGCGUCCCAUGCAGGCUCUGGCCAUGGGGGGGACGCUGCCCCUGCCCCGGCCUGGCUGGCUCAGUUCCCCAACCCUGGGCCGAGCCAACCGCUUCCUCAGCACAGCGGCCGUGAGCCUCAUGACCCCACGGCGGCCUCUGAGCACCUCGGAAAAAGUGAAGGUCUGCACGCUGAGCGCAGAGGAGAGGACCCGCGAGGACAUUGAGGGCAGCCACUGGAACGAGGGCCUGCUGCUAGGGCGGCCCCCCGAGGAGCCUGAGCAGCCCCUCACCGAGAACUCCCUGCUGGAGGUCCUAGACGGUGCCAUCAUGAUGUACAAUCUCAGCGUCCACCAGCAGCUGGGCAAGAUGGUAGGGGUGUCUGAUGAUGUCAACGAGUACGCAAUGGCUCUGAGGGACACAGAAGACAAGCUCCGUCGGUGUCCAAAGAGGAGGAAGGAUAUCCUUGCAGAGUUGACCAAGAGCCAGAAGGUUUUCUCAGAAAAGCUGGACCAUCUGAGCCGCCGUCUCGCCUGGGUCCACGCCACCGUCUACUCCCAGGAGAAGAUGCUGGACAUCUACUGGCUGCUGCGUGUCUGCCUGCGGACCAUCGAGCACAGUGACCGCACGGGUUCUCUCUUUGCCUUCAUGCCCGAGUUCUACCUGAGUGUGGCCAUCAAUAGCUACAGCGCCCUCAAGAAUUACUUCAGUCCUGUGCACAGCAUGGAGGAGCUCCCAGGCUAUGAAGAGACCCUGACCUGCCUGGCUGCCAUCCUUGCCAAACACUUCGCUGAUACACGCAUCGUGGGCACCGCAGACAUCCGAGACUCACUGAUGCAGGCCCUGGCCAGCUACGUGUGCUACCCACACUCCCUGAGGGCUGUGGAGCGGAUUCCUGAGGAGCAGCGCAUCGCCAUGGUCAGGAACCUCCUGGCUCCCUACGAGCAGCGACCCUGGGCCCAGACCAACUGGAUCCUGGUGCGGCUGUGGCGGGGCUGUGGGUUUGGGUACCGCUAUACACGGCUGCCACACUUGCUGAAAACCAAACCUGAGGACGCCAACUUGCCCAGCCUCCAAAAGCCCUGCCCCUCCACCCUGCUGCAGCAGCACAUGGCAGACCUGCUGCGGGAGGGCCCUGAUGUGGCGCCCAGCUUCCUCAACAGCGUACUCAACCAGCUCAACUGGGCCUUCUCUGAAUUUAUUGGCAUGAUCCAGGAGAUCCAGCAGGCUGCUGAACGCCUAGAACGGAACUUUGUGGACAGCCGGCAGCUCAAGGUAUGUGCCACCUGCUUUGACCUCUCAGUCAGCCUGCUGCGUGUCUUGGAGAUGACCAUCACACUGGUGCCCGAGAUACUCCUUGACUGGGCCCGGCCAACCUCUGAGAUGUUGCUGCGACGUCUUGCACAGCUGCUGAACCAAGUGCUGAACCGUGUGACGGCUGAGAGGAAUUUGUUUGACCGUGUGGUCACCUUGCGGCUGCCUGGCCUGGAAAGUGUGGACCACUACCCUAUCCUGGUGGCAGUGACAGGCAUCCUUGUACAGCUCCUGGUGCACAGCCCAGCCUCAGGGACAGAAAAAGCCACCUCAGUGCUCCUGGCUGACCCCUGCUUCCAGCUCCGCUCUAUAUGCUAUCUCCUGGGGCAGCCAGAGCCCCCAGCACCUGGCACUGCCCUGCCUGCCCCAGACCGGAAGCGCUUCUCCUUGCAGAGCUACACGGAGUACAUCAGUGCCGAGGAGCUGGCCCAGGUGGAACGGAUGUUGGCACACCUGACCUCUGCAUCUGCCCAGGCAGCAGCUGCAUCCCUGCCCACUAGUGAGGAGGAUCUCUGCCCUAUCUGCUAUGCCCACCCCAUCUCUGCUGUGUUCCAGCCCUGUGGUCACAAGUCCUGCAAAGCCUGCAUCGACCAGCACCUGAUGAACAACAAGGACUGCUUCUUCUGUAAAGCCACCAUCGUGUCUGUGGAGGACUGGGAGAAAGCAGCCAAUGCAAAUACCACCUCCUCAGCUGCUUAGGCCUGCCUGACCCACACCUGCCAUGUCCUGCACCCUGCACCCUCAAACCCAGACCCAAGCUGGACCCUAUUUAUGAGCUCCCCUUGCCCUGUCCCGAGGCCCCCCCCCCCAUGUCCAAUCCCUAUCUUGCCCGUGUGUAGCCGUGUUUUGCAGGAGCCCAGCCAUGUCCCCAAUUGUGCCUCAGCUUGACUUUCAUUCAGGGGCCACAGUGAGCAUUAAAUUAUUAUUCCAUACAGCCCUGACCCCAGCCCUUCUUUAG
Choloepus didactylus (southern two-toed sloth) is the source of this 4967-nucleotide messenger RNA. RefSeq names its product ring finger protein 123 (gene RNF123). The transcript is spliced from 38 exons. Gene Ontology annotation, cellular component: cytoplasm. The record is from RefSeq and is a predicted model, not a curated record. Gene Ontology annotation, molecular function: ubiquitin-protein transferase activity; protein binding. The coding region runs from base 764 to 4708 and encodes 1314 amino acids. NCBI's taxonomy places the organism in Eukaryota, Metazoa, Chordata, Mammalia, Pilosa, Megalonychidae.